AUGGCGAAGUUUGCAUUGAAGCACCCCCUAAUAAGAGCUCACAUCAUAACUUUUAUUGAAAAAGAGAUUAAUAAAGAGUGCCAGGAAAUGUGCAGGGAAACUGUAAAGGUUCAAGCUAGUGGCAAUGAUAUUCCUGUAGAAACAGAACCAAAAAGUAGAAGAGAUAUUUUUGCAUCUCCAUUGUCAACAUCAGGGAAAAGAAAGAUGUCAGAUGAUGACAACAAAGUUACAGGAACAAAGAAAUUUGUGAAAAAAGAUAUCCGCAGCAUAUUUAAAAGGACAAGCAAAGAGGAUGUGAUGUCGUUCACUUUUGAAAAAGCCAAUGGGGAGAUGAAAGACCGUUGUCCUUUGUUUUGGACUAUCUUAAGAGCAGCAUCUACACCACAUAAUUCUCAACCCAGAUCAGAGGAUGGUGAUAUUUAUUGGCAGACUUCAGUUGUGACUGCUGCAUCGAUAUGUCUGAAAAACAGAUCACAGAGAAUGACAGUUGUUCAGCUACUGAUUUCAUUGAUAAUAAACCACUCAUCGUACACAGUAAGUUAGUCUCUUAGUUUAUAUUAUUCAAUUAGAUUGAUUUGCUGUUCCAGUUAAAAAAAUAUGAAAAUCUAUUUUCAGCAAACAAUUAAAAAAAAUAUAUACAAUGGAUCAAAUUCCACAUGUACAGUCAGUAUAAAAUAGGAGUGUGCUAAUCUGUAUUUGCAGCUGACACCUGUGGAGGACAUAGCUCAAUGUGAUUGAGUUGAAAGCUUUCACAGGAUGCCAGACUGACUGUCAGCUGCCCACGGUAUGGAUAAAAUCAAGAAAUUAUAUUUAAAUUCGGUCUCGAUUUUAAUACGAAUCUUGGAUUUUCAAGUGUUUGGAUUUUUUUAUUCCUUUCAUAUUUUCCCAGUUUAAAACUGGUACAAUAUAUUUGCAGUGUGUUGUAUUAAAGUUUCAAUUUUUUUAUGGCAGAUGCUGACUUGGGAAUAUAAUGAUAUGUCGUUAAUAUAAAAAUAAGUUGCAUUGAUUGCAUACAUCAUGAUAUUUUCAGGUGUAACCGAUUACGAUUUACGAUGCCUUGAAGUGUAACAACCCUGCUUAAUUACAAAUAUUUUUUUGCAUAUUUUGAUUUUAAAACAUGUUUUAAUUUAAAAACUAUCUUUUAGUCAACACUGGUGCAACUGAAGACAAUGCGUUUAGCUGUGUCACAUACUUACUUCAAUAAGAAGUUAGAUGAAUUUGGUCAGGGGCAUGAUGAUGAUAUUCUUGAAAUGAUGGAACUACAAAAAAUAGAGCUACAGAAAGCAUUCCCCACAACAAAACAGCCUCAAGUAAUUGAAAUGGGAGUCGAUUCUGAUGAUGGCAAUUCCAGCUUGACAAAUGCAUCAAAUGCAAUUUUUGCUCAGCGACUUGCUUUGAUUGAAGAAAUACCACAUUCUGAUCUGGAAAUUAAUUUUUCUGUUCCUGUGAUGAAAAACUGCCCCCGUAAGUUUCUUAAUUCUAAUUUUAAUUAAAAAUGGCUUGCAUUGUAUACAGCGGUAUAAUAUAAAAGUGAUGAGUGAUAAAUCAUAAUUAUCGUACUGGCAACCUGUAUCCAGAAGUGGGAUAGUGGAUUCAUGAGGGAUACUAAAUUUUGAAUCUUGGUAUCUCAUUUGGAUACUAAGAAAAUAUAUAAAUUUCAGACCCUGCAACACUGUAGCAUGUGUUCCAGUCCAGUACACCGUUGUGUAAUGAUGAAUAGAUAGAAUUUAAUUAAUAAUUAACAUACCGGUAUUGCUUUAAGAAUCCAGUCCAGCUGUUCAGAGAUGUUCAAAGAAGUCAGAUGACAAAGAUAUUAACGACAUCAGAGAAGAAGUUGAUUCCAAAGGAUUUAAGGUCUGAAUUAUGUGGUUAUUUCAUUUUUUAGACAAUCAUUUUACUACACUAUUGUACAUGUAAUGUAGCUAGUGUUACAGUCAAGUAUGUAAUAUAUGAACAACGAGAGAGAGCGUUUCACCGGGAUAUCCAAACAUGAGAAAACAAUGUGUGGGGGCAUGAGCGCAAGUGUUUUCAUACAUUGUUUUCGAGUGUUUGGAUAUUCCGGUGAGACACGAGCUCGAGUUGUUUAUAUGACUUCUCAAAUGAAUCGAGACAUAACAGAAUGCUUUUGUUUGCUGAUUUGAAUAGAAUUUUUAACCAAGCAUAAUGUAAUUAGGAAUUCUAUUCAAGUAAUUUUGAAUUCGUAAUUAAGAUAUUUGAUGAAAACACUAGUGACUUUCAUCAAGUUUCACCGGGUUAUCCAAAUGGUAUCUUGUGAUCAAAUAGGUGAUUAUCAUUGGCUGAAUUGCUCAUGAAUUAUUAAUGAAUUUGAGAAGUGUGUAUACAACACUACAGUGUACAACACAUCUAACAACUAAUAGAAAUAACUUUUGUUUGAUAGGUCAUGGCUGAUGGGGGCCCCUAACUGUCGAGGGCCCCUUAGUUUUUUAACUAACCAUACCCAAUGAGCGUUACGCCACUGGUUAUGGGCAAGAAGCCAUUUGGAGUAAAUUUGUUAAAGUGUGACUAACCCCAAAUAUGAUUUUUGGUAUGUCUAAUAUUCGGGUCAUUCAAAGAAGAAAUGUGAUAUAUCUUCAUAAUAAAAAAUUCCAUCUUGAUCAACUUUUUCAGUGUCAAAGUUUUCGGAUAUGAUGUCAUUAGGUGAAUUUUUGGUACAAAACUAAUUUGCAGUUCACCUAAUAACAUCAUAUCAGGAAACUUUGAUAGUUCUAUAAGGUUGAUCAAGUUGGUCGGUUUGUGUACGAUUGUUUUAUUUUGAAGGUUUUUAUUAAACCUAAAAUCCUUUUAAAUUUCAGCUAUGUUUUGACAAUGUUGACACACAUGUUGAAGUACACGAUAUGACAGAAGGCAACCAAAACAUAGAUACACAUGAAUGUGUUAUUUCCUUUGUCCCAAAUCGUGUUAGCAACAAGGCUCUCAGUAUGGAUGCACCGAAGAGAUGCUUAAAGGAUUUUGACAAUGCCAACUUCUUAUGCAACCAAGAUGAGUGUAAUCUGCAACGUGAAAACUACAUAGUGUUGGUUGAAAGAAUAAUUACAAGUGAUAUAAAGAGCCUCCACUUUCUAAAUGAUGUGGUCACCAAGCAUAUCAUCCAUGCACAUUCAAGGGAAAUGGCACAGAAAUGCCACAUGGUAUGUAUAUCCAUUAAUUAAAAUUGAACUUCUACAAAAAAUAUUUCCAAAUUUUCCAACAAAUUUCCUUUGGCAGAUGAUUUCAUAGUCUAUGUUCCAGUCUACUACACCAUUGUACGACUGGAACACAGGCUAAUGAUUCCAUGGCAUAUAGAUGCAUGUUAGAUUUAGUUUAGUUUUUUUCUUGUAGAAUUUCCUUGAUGUCUUGCAUGCAGAUGAAAAUGAUAAAGAUGGCAUUAGUAAGAUAUUGACAAGCCUGCAGAAUUAUCAAGCUUUUGUUGGUGAUGAUGAACUGAGAGUUUACAAUGAACAGGGCGUUGUUGGUGAUCAACUCUCUGUAGAAAGGGGAACAAAUUCACAGUUUCAUUUGGCUAAUGGUUUUACACCACAGGAGAGAUUUGAAAACAUGCACUUUGAAAUUGCUGGUUUCCACUCGGAAAUGAAAUUUAUGCAAGUACGUGUGUAUAUGCGAGUGUAUAUUAAAUCAUGGGGUAAACAAAACUGGAAUAGCCAUAUUCCCCCUAGCAAGAGUUCCAUUCCGCUACACAUCUGUAUGUGGACUGAACACAGGAUAUACAAUCUUCCUUCUAAACGGAGAUAUUUUUUUUAAGAAAGUGGUACUUUCCUCUUUCGAACGAAGAUCUACGUCAUCUAUCUUUUUGUCCAAAUGAUAACCGUACACUAAUGAUAACCGAGAAAGUUUAGUAGAACCCAUUUUUUGAAUACAUUCUAAUUAGCCUUUCUCAGGCUAAGUUUAGCCGCAAUUUUUGGGGUACUUCUCCCAAUUUCGAGAGUGUAGUCGCUGUAUUUGGGUGUGUAGUGGCAAAUUUACAGAUUUGCAAAGUCGUUUUUCACAUUGUUUCAAUAUAGAUUUUCUGAAGACAGCAACAUCUAAAAUGGUAGAUAUUGGCCUGUGUGAGAAAGGUUAAUUAUUCAAUUUUAACCCCAUCUACAGUGUACAGCAGUACGCAUGACAUAACGAUUUACCAGCCUAGACCUAGGCCUUCUAUUUUUAUUUAUAUUUUUUAAUAUUCAGCGUUGUUUCACAUGAAAAGACUGGGACUAGGUGAUUUGGGGGCGGGGCGGAGGAAGGACACAAGCCUGACGCAAGCGAAAAUAUAGAAGGCCUAGUGGAUUUCCCAACAACAAGGCCAAAACUGCCCUGAAACUGCCCUGAUUGCGAAAUGCACAAUUGUUGCGUUCUCAAACAGAAUUAUUUGCAACUUAACAGCGAAUUUAAACCGAUACAGGUAAAAUAAACUCAUUAAUAGUAUAAACUUACUAUUUUUAUUUGUAUACACGUCUAGAAAAUCGGGUUUUUUAUCAUAAAGCUUGAAGCAACACUAUAUAUUUAUAUAUGUUGACAAAGUGUAGCGAAACGGCACAAAAUAAUAAUUCUUUUAUUCGUUAGACAAUCUACUGUUUUGCUUUGAAUAACUAUAUUUGCGAAUUGCGAAUGAGGAUUUUGAAAUUAUUGUUCAAAUAUUACGGAUAUACCAUUUGUAAACAAUGUACGUUUUUAUAUACAGUAGCUACUGUACGGGCUAAUAAUAUAUGUAUCCGUUUUAUUUUGUAUAUUUUACAAACACAAGACUGCUUCUUGCCAAAAUUAAGAAAAUAUAUAUUAAUGUAGUUGUGUAUAAGUGAGACAAAAUUUCAUGAAAGAUUCUACUUUUGGUAUAUAUUUUGACUCAUUUUGUGCUUUCGCUACACCUUGUCAACAUAUUAAAUAAUAGUGUUGCUUCGAACUUUAUGAUAAAAACCCCGAUUUUCUAGACGUGUAUACAAAUAAAAAUAGUAAGUUUAUACUAUAAAUGAGUUUAUUUUACCUGUAUCGGUUUAAAUUUGCCGUUAAGUUGCAAAUAAUUCUGUUUGAGAACGCAAUAAUUGGGCAUUUCGCAACCAGGGCAGUUUCAGGGCAGUUUUGGCCUUGUUGUUGGGAAAUCCACUAGGCCUUCUAGGCUUGCUUCCUCCGCCCCGCCCCCAAAUCACCUAGUCCCAGUCUUUUCAUGUGAAAAAGCGCUGAAUAUUAAAAAUGUAUAAAUAAGACUAGAAGGCCUAGGUCUAGGCUGACGAUUUACCUUAAAAUUGAAGACACCAUUUUUUCACACUUGCUACAAACGAACAAAAAAUAACAGUUCAACUGGGCCAAUAUUUAUAAUUUUGAAAUUUUCAUUUUAAUUAAAUCUAGCUUGUAUGGACAAUUUCUACAGAACUGGUUGCAACGAUCGCUGCACAUUGGGUAGUGACAAAGUUUUAAUUAAUCGACGUAAUGUGGUAACUGAAGUCAAGAAAAGGUAUACGCUGCCAGCAGAAAAUUUCUGGAGGUGGGGCUUGAGUCGAGAAUAUUAGCUGCCACGUUAACAUCUUUGCGUAUAAAUAGUUUGGAUGACACGCCGGAUGAAACUGUUCUUCCAGGUGAUUUACAGAAUGCAAGCAAGCCAGAUAAAAAGAGGUACCUAAGGAACUUAGCUGAAACAGUCGUCGAUAAUUUCGUGCGAAAUAAAGAAACAGUCGCUCAAGCGUUACAAGCAAAAGUGGACUUAGAAGAACAGAUUUCUAAACUUGUUAAAACUAGCGAUGGAAAGUUUAAAUGCCAAGAGCCGACUUGUACCAAGACCUUUCAAUUUAACGGAAAGCGAAAGAGAGACCAUGAACAGAAAGCACAUGGUAUAGUAAGGACGGUAGUUACGAAAGCAUUUAAUGAUACUGAUGAUAUGUUCAACUACCAAUGUUCGUUGUUGGAGUAUUUAAUGCUCUUGAGAAAUUUUACGGUUGCAGUGUCGGAGGGAGAUGGAGCUCGUAUUAUACGUUGCUGGAAGUUUCUUCUGCUGUAUUUAAAAGCAGAUGGUGCUUCAAGUCGGAAGUAUUGCUUGGAAGGACUCUAUCUUCUGUGCCAGAUCAAUUGCCUGUUGUCGCAAAGGGAAGCUUAUCGCUUGGUGUGGAAUCGUAGUGUAAAGAGAAAGACAGGCCGUGGUGGCAACAUUCCUAUCGAUUUAGCUAUGGAGCACUAUAUCCGCAUUGUUAAACUGCUCAAGAGAAAGCUGGGUUCUAAUCAGAACAACAAAAAUACUCUUCGACGAUACAUGAAGGCAAUUGGAUUCUCAAAGGGUUUACUUGAAAAUUUCGAUGAAUCGACUGGAAUAAUCCAGAGGUCUGGAAAACAUACCAAGAAGUCAACUGCAAGUGACAAGGCUAAAAUUGUGGAAGAGCUGAUGAAUUGCAGAGCAUUUAUUCCUGAGCCAAAAAGAAAAUAUGGUGUAUUCAAAGAUUUUAAACCAAGCCUGCUUACAGACUUUGAUUAUCACAGUUUUUAUGACUGGAUAGAUCAGCAUAAAAACGAUGUACAGAAGAAAAGAAAGGCACGUUGUCCUGCAAAUAAUUGUAUAUACUGCACAGAACACACAUCCAUGAACAGGUUUUGUCAUUGUUUUUUAAGUGACCAGUGUUCAUCUAGCUUGUGUUCAAGUCCACUGCACCGUUGUGUGUGUGGUGUAGUGGACUGGAACACAGGCUAGUGUUUGUCAUUCCUUAUUUAGAAAUACAAUUUCUAUGGUUUAUCUUUAGUGGUCAUAUUCAACCAAUUGCAAAACCUGUUAAUACGUUAUAUGGGUAGGAGCAGACCCUUUGCAUCGUAUGCUUAUGUUUUAUAAGUUGAAUAAUAUUGCAUACAAUGCUUGUGAUGUUACUAUGAGUGUAUAUCCACACCGGGCAAGCUUGAAAAAUAUGCCUGACCACGGUGGGAAUCAAACCUACGACCUUUGGAAUACUAGCCCAAAGCUCUGCCAACUGAGCUACGCGGUUUGGUCGGUUCGAGUAUGUGAUAUUUCGGAAUAGAAUCUAGUUCCUUCGAUAUCAAUGUUAUCUAAUAAUAAUCAUGAACACAGAAAAAUCAUGAUUAAUAUUGCAUACAAUUUGCAACUAAGAUAAAAUUUUAAAAAAACAUUUCAUUGCAUAAUCUUUUAUACAUGUUUUCAUUUGUACAUAUGGCGCACCAAAACAGUUUUGACAAUCAAUUUUGAAUUAAUGAUUGUGUCAUCUGGCAUAUGUAAUAAAAUGUGCUAUUUAUUAGAAUAUACUUUAAAUUUCAAAUGUAUUUACGACUUCCGAGUUAUUGUCUUGUCUAAAUAGAAUAAUCAUUUCACCAAUUCAUUUGUUUAA
This is a messenger RNA of Paramuricea clavata, 7310 nucleotides long. NCBI's taxonomy places the organism in Eukaryota, Metazoa, Cnidaria, Anthozoa, Malacalcyonacea, Plexauridae. The record is from the annotation of a GenBank genome assembly.